Messenger RNA from Peromyscus maniculatus bairdii (prairie deer mouse), 1557 nucleotides. The record is from RefSeq and is a predicted model, not a curated record. NCBI's taxonomy places the organism in Eukaryota, Metazoa, Chordata, Mammalia, Rodentia, Cricetidae.
AUGAGUCAUUUGCUCAGAACUGAUAAUGCAUCAGGACCCAGGGAAGCAGCAAAGGAAACCCAAGGCCUCUCACAGCUCCAUUUCAGUAACCCAUCAGGAAAUCAGCUGAUGGAGUUCAGCCUUCAAAAUGCUUCCCAGAAGCAUGUCAAGAUCAGCAGGCAAUGCCACUGCAAAAAUUUUUUAUCACCUCCAGAGAAGCUCAUCUCUGGGAUCCUGGGCAUCAUCUGGUUUGCCUUAUUAGUCGCCUUGGUGAUAACAACCAGAGUUGUCUUUCCAUAUUCUGAAGCAAAAGCACAGAUCAACGCCUCCCUAACUAGAACCCAGAAAGGUACACCUCUCUUGCUUUCUUCAGUACACUCUUGUGGUCAAUGUUCAAAGGAGUGGAUAUCAUAUUCCCACAACUGCUAUUACAUUGGUAUGGAGAAAAAAACUUGGAAUGACAGUUUAGUGUCCUGCGCUUCUAAAAACUCUACUCUGCUUUACAUAGAUAAUGAAGAGGAGCAGGUUUUUCUGCAAGUUCUCUCACUGGUCUCAUGGACUGGAGUCUUUAGGAAGAGCAGAGAUCAACUCUGGGUUUGGAAAAAAGACUCAACUUUCAAACCAGAGAUAAUAGAGCAUAUUGAACAUAAUAACUGUGUCAUGCUGUCAGCUUUUGGCCUUACAACAGAUGAUUGCACAGCUUUACAUACAUAUCUUUGUGAGAGCAAUUUCAACAACUAAAACACCCACACAUGGAGUCUGCCAGUUUGUUUAUAUGGUGGAUUGACAGAUUUUUGGUGUGUUGAACAUUCCUUCAUCUCUUGGAAGAAGCCUACUUGAUCCUGAUGGAUGAUCUUUUUAUGUGUUCUUGGAUUCAGUUUGCAAGUAUUUUAUUGAAUACAUUAUUGCUUCCAUGUACAUGAGGGAAAUUGGUUUGUAAUUCUCUUUCUUUCUUGAGUCUUUAGUGCUUUGGGUAGCAGGGUGACUGUUGUUGCACGAAAUGAAUUUGGUAAUGUUCCUGAAAUGAUUUCUUAAUAUAAUUUCAAUAUCUUAGGUCUGUAAAACAUAUAAUGAAAAAAAAUUUAAAUACAGACAUAAAAUAUUUACACUUUCUUAAUACUUUUUCAGGGGCCUUUAAUCAGUUUCAUGUGUCUUUUGUUUCUUCCUUUUGUUUUUAAAUUCUCUUCCACAUUUAUUUAUGUUGUAUGUGUGUGUAUGCCUGUGUAAGUGUGCACACACACAUGUUCACACACAUGCCCAUGCCAUUGCACAUGUACGGAAGUCAGCGGAGGGAGAGUAUAGAGGAGUUGGUUCUCUCUCGCUGCCAUGCAGGAGUCAGGGUUCAAACUCAGGUCAAAAUAUUUGGUGGCAGACACGUUUAACUGCUAAACCAUCUCACAACCCUUUGUUUUGUUUUGGACACAGUGUCUCCCUGUGAGCACAGACUUACAUCAAACUGUCACCAAUCAUUCUGUCUCUUGAGAGCAGAUCUUACAGGUGUGUGUCACCAAGCUUGGCCUUCUGUCUCUUCAAUGAAAAUAAGUUUGGUCCUUAUUGGUAGUUUUUGUUGCAAUUUUG